Molecule: messenger RNA, 1419 nt
Organism: Phalaenopsis equestris
Lineage: Eukaryota; Viridiplantae; Streptophyta; Magnoliopsida; Asparagales; Orchidaceae
Product: alpha-soluble NSF attachment protein-like
Exons: 9
Coding region: 159-1028 (289 amino acids)
Biological process (GO): SNARE complex disassembly; intracellular protein transport
Cellular component (GO): vacuolar membrane; SNARE complex
Molecular function (GO): soluble NSF attachment protein activity; syntaxin binding
Source: RefSeq, a predicted model, not a curated record
UGUCUUGUCUCGGUUUUCGGAUUUCGACGUCUGUUUUUUUUUUUUGCCCCCUUUUCUUCUCACUAGUCUCUGCUCUUCGCCAACUUCCAUCUUCUCCAACGCAGGAUCCCAAAAGAAAGAGGGACAAUCAGAGAGGAUUUGGCAGGGCUGCAGUAGAGAUGGCUGAUCAGACGGCGAGGGGGGAGGAGUUUGAGACGAAGGCGGAGAAAAAGCUCGCCGGUUGGGGGCUUUUCGGAUCCAAGUACGAGGACGCCGCCGAUUUGUACGAUAAGGCUGGGAAUUGCUUCAAGCUUGGGAAGAACUGGGACAAAGCUGGAGCAGUAUAUACCAAGUUAGCGAAUUGCCAUCUAAAGUUAGAAAGCAAGCAUGAAGCAGCAUCAGCUUAUGUGGAUGCAGCAAACUGCUUCAAGAAAAUUUCAGCUCAAGAAGCUGCUCAAUGUCUAAACCAGGCUGUAAACCUUUUCUUGGAUAUUGGUAGACUAAACAUGGCUGCAAGAUAUUACAAGGAACUUGGUGAGAUAUAUGAGCAGGAACAGCAGUUGGAGAAAGCUAUGGAUUAUCUUGAGCGAGCAGCUGAUCUUUUUCAGAGUGAGGAGGUGACGACUACGGCCAACCAGUGCAAGCAGAAAGUUGCUCAAUUUGCUGCUCAGCUGGAACAGUACCCAAAAGCAAUUGAGAUCUUUGAAGCGAUAGCAAGGCACUCGAUCAAUAAUAGUCUUUUGAAGUAUGGUGUCAAGGGAAUUCUUCUUAAUGCUGGUAUCUGUGAGAUUUGCAAAGUUGAUGUUGUUGCAAUAAAUAAUGCAUUAGAGCGAUAUCAGGAACUAGAUCCAACCUUUUCUGGCACACGUGAAUUCAAACUAUUAGCUGAUUUAGCUGCCUCAAUGGAUGAAGAAGAUGUUAUAAAGUUCACUGAAGCUAUAAAGGAAUUUGAUAGCAUGACUAGGCUGGAUCCAUGGAAAACAACCCUUCUUCUGAGGGCUAAAAGUGCUCUGAAAGCAAAGGAAGAAAACGAAGAUGAUCUUACAUGAGUUCAGUAAGUUGAUGGAAGUUUCAAUCAAUCCAUGUUUUCAAGGACUCCCUUUGCCUCUGUGUGCCUAUGAAUACACACUACCAAUCAGCUUUUGAUUAAUUGCAUUUCAUUUGGGAAAACUUCUUUGGAUUGCUGUGCAUAUUUUCCACUACUGUAUCUCCUUUUCUUCAAUUUUCUUCCCAUCUUACUAUAUAUAUUACAGAGUGCAUUUACAGAAGGAUUUAUUUAAUCGAUGUUUCGUUCAGACUUUAUUUUUUGGUGAUUGUAAAGUUAUGUUGCAUUAUCGUGUGGAAAAUGCUGUUUGAAGCUACUCUUCUGCUUUAUCUUCUGUAAUUAUUAGUUUGUACGCAAGUUGCAAGACAUGAUCGCUAUAUAACAUUGUUCUUCUA